CCAAGAAAUCUGACACACUCUACGAGGCUCUUUGCUCUCUCACUCACCUCCUCUGUGACUAAACCAUAGUGUACCAGAUUCCUCUCUCUCUCUCUCUCUCUCUCUCUCUAUAUGCUCUUUCAGUCUCCGUUCAUCAUUUCAAUAUCAGUUUUAGCCUCGCCAUCUCUGCAAAAUCUUUGUAUCAGAGGAGCCUCCCUUAAAAGCCUCUGAGACGCUCGGGUUCUAUUUUUUGUGGCCAACUCUUUCGCAUUCAUUGCUUUGAGUUUCAGCCCGUUGGGGUUUCCGUAUGGGUUUUCUUUUAUGAGCCCCAACCACUCCUACACUCUGGCUCUGCUGCUUUUCUGGCUCACCCUGCUAUGAAAACAACUACUCGUCUCUGUUUUUGGCUCUGAGCACUGUUUUGUGCGAACCUCAUAGUUUUACUCUGAAAGAAAGUUCAACGAUUUCCUCGCAUUUUCGCUAUCUGGGUCUUGUCUACAUCUUCAAAACCAAGUCUUCCUCAAGUGGGUUUUUCGUUUGCUGCAUAACGCACAUAUGCUUUUGGGAGCUGUAAUGCUAAAUGCUCUGUUUUUCCUCUGAUCAGUAAUAUAAGAGGUUCUGUUUGGUUACCAAGAAAAUGAGCGUAAUUUCAUGAGCUGGGUCCCAAAAUUUUCCGUCUAAAAUGGGUGGUGCAAACUCUAAAACCGAGAAGGACGAAGCUCUGCGUCUCUGCAGAGAGCGCAAGAGAUUCAUCAAGCAAGCAAUUGAUUCAAGGUAUGCUUUAGCAGCUUCUCAUGUAUCUUACAUCAACUCCCUUAGAAACAUUGGCAUUGCGCUUCGGCGAUACGCCGAGGCUGAGGUGUUGAUAGAGUCGUCUCUGUCAACAUCAGACAAGACCCCAUCACACUCCUCCUACCCUUCACCGUCACCAUCACCUAUGGCUGAGGCUUCUGACUCGCCUAUGCACAGUGAGAGACCCAUUUCGCCUCCUGUGGCGACUCUGAGUUAUAUGAGGUCAGGAGGUGGUGCUGCUGUGACUGUAAGGUUCAAUCCGCUUAGUAGUAGUUAUAUGGAUGACGAUAUUCCGUUGCCACCACCACCACCUCCUCUGCCUGAGGAAGAUUCUUCUUGGGAUUAUUUUGAUCCUGUUGAUGAGAGUGAGAGCUUUAGGUUUGUGGGAAAUAGUGGAGUGGAUGUGAAUUUUGAUGAUAUCAGAGGGUGGAGACAUGUGAGGGGUGAAGAAACUAAUCAUAGUGUGGUGGAGGAGACAAGGAGAUGGGCAAAAGUUGGAUUAGAUGGAAGUAAUGAACAUCAUGAAGGAAGUAAAAGGCUGAUAAUCGAGCAAAGGGCUUCCGAAGGUUCUGGUCAUUCAAUGACUCAAAAUGAUAGUGUAGAGCAUAAUGGCAAUUUGAAGAACUUGGGAGGAGUUGAUGGGUCUCUGCAAGCAGGUCAUGGUGAAGCGAGACAGUUAACUGUGGGACGUAAUGCCAAUGGGGCAGCUAGAAAUUUUACAGGCCAAGUUGCACUUGAGCAGUCUGGUUCGAAGAGAAGGGAGAAGGAUUUAUGUGCAGAAAGAGAGGACCCUUCGGAGUAUAUCACCCACAGAGCUAAAGAUUUUCUUUCAAGCAUAAAGGAUAUUGAGCAUCGCUUUUUCAGAGCUGCAGAAUCAGGUAGAGAGGUCUCCAGGAUGCUUGAGUCAAACAAAAUCAGGGUUGGGUAUUCAGAGGCAAAAGGUAGAUCAUCAGCUUUGGCUGUUGUCACUGCUUUCCAGAUUGUUUUCUGCCGUGGAAAGACUGCACUUGUUUCUCAUGAACCUACUCAACAUGCAACAAAAGUUAUUACCUGGAAGAGGACAACAUCUUCGAGGUCAUCUUCAUCAAGGAAUGCUCUUGCCACAGCAUCAAAAGAUGAUGUUGAUGACAGUGGAAGUGAUUUUGUUGAAGAGUUUUGCAUGAUUGCCGGAAGUCAUUCCUCCACUCUGGAGAGACUGUAUGCUUGGGAAAGAAAACUCUAUGACGAAGUAAAGGCAAGUGAAUCUAUUAGGAAGGUGUAUGAUCAGAAGUGUGAUCAACUUAGGAAUCAGUUUGCAAAGGAUUGUAGCAGUCAAGUUAUUGAUAAAACCCGGGCAGUUGUAAAGGAUCUUCAUUCACGAAUAAGAGUGGCAAUUCACGCUGUUGAUUUAAUAUCAAAGCGGAUUGAGAAAAUGAGAGAUGAAGAAUUGCAUCCACAACUUUUAGAACUUACUCAGGGAUUGACCAGAAUGUGGAAGGCCAUGCUUGAAUGCCACCAUGCGCAAUAUAUUACCAUCUCAUUGGCAUAUCAUUCGAAGAGCUCAACAGUAACUUCCCAAGGGGAUUCCCGCAGGCUGAUCAUGGCCCAACUUUUGGAUGAGAUUGAGUGUUUUGGCCUAAGCUUUGCAAACUGGAUCAACAGCCAUACGUCAUAUGUUGAAGCUCUCAAUGGUUGGCUACAUAACUGCAUCAUGCAACCAAGGGAGCGUUCCAAAAGCAGAAGGCCAUUUUCCCCUCGUCGAGUUUUGGCCCCACCUAUAUUUGUUCUCUUUCGAGAUUGGGCAGCCGGGAUCCAAGCAUUGCCUUCUAAUGAACUUACUGAUGCAAUCAGAACCUUCUUAUCAGAUCUGCGUCAUUUGAUGGCACAACAAGCUGCACAGAAAAACCAGAGGACAGCUGAUGCAAACAACGGAGAAUCAGAGAACAAAGAUGAUGAGAACAGCGAAGAAUCAUCUCCAAACCUGAGCUGCAUACAUUCGAGCUUGACAAAGGUUCUGGAUAGACUGACUAAAUUUUCCGAGGAAUCAUUAAAGAUGUAUGAAGAUAUCAGACAGAAAAGUGAAGCAGCUCGAAUUGCAUAUCUAAACUGCAGGCCCGUUAGAUACUGAGUUUAUGUAAUUAUUACAUAUAAGCAUCUCUUAAGUUUGUGAUUGGAUACAGGUGUGUAAAGUUGAACUAUUGCAAAGAGCUUUUGGGUUAGGAAAAGUGCAUACGAUUUUAGAACUGAAAUAGGAAGAGUUUUCUGCCAAAACUAGAAUGAAUAUUUUUUUUCGUGAUU
Messenger RNA from Prunus avium (sweet cherry), 3048 nucleotides. Its product is annotated as bZIP transcription factor, putative (DUF630 and DUF632). NCBI's taxonomy places the organism in Eukaryota, Viridiplantae, Streptophyta, Magnoliopsida, Rosales, Rosaceae. The record is from RefSeq and is a predicted model, not a curated record.